Messenger RNA from Laetiporus sulphureus 93-53, 459 nucleotides. RefSeq lists its product as uncharacterized. The transcript has 3 exons. Bases 175 to 435 code for a protein of 86 amino acids. The record is from RefSeq and is a predicted model, not a curated record. NCBI's taxonomy places the organism in Eukaryota, Fungi, Basidiomycota, Agaricomycetes, Polyporales, Laetiporaceae.
GUCCGUUCCAUCGUUCUGCCAUUGCUUGCUGUUCUGAUCCUGCAUUCCCACAUAUUUCUAGCAGCAAGGCAAAGCGAGGCACUAGCACCCGUUCCGGGUCACUGCCACUCAGCGGAGCGGCUCAGAUAUUCACCGGCACCAUCCCACAAGUGCGUGUCGACAGGAAUUCACAGAAUGGCGACUUCCUGCGCUUCGAUCUGCGCAGGAGCAUUCAAGCGACACAAGCAUGUGUCGCCUCUUCCUGCCGUGUUUUACACGCACGGUUCUCUUGGAAAACAGCAGGAAACCAUGUGUUACCUGGCCUUCUGCCCACGUUCUAAUGAAACCGCCAAGAAAAUACCACUAUGCAUGUUUGGCCUUGGGCUUGUGGAGGUGAUGCGCCUCGAAAUACCACGGUGGCAGCGUAAGGCAAGGAGUGAAGGGCACAUCCUGUGAAUGUGAUAAUAAUGAAGGCUUCCU